UUAUAUAUCUAGUUGUGUGAGAAUUUGAAUUUCUUGGAACAUUUUAGGGUUUCUGUUUUUCUCAUGAGGACGGAAUUGAGGAAACUAAGUGGCUAAUGUAGUUGGCUGUUAGCUGGCUGCUUUCCUUCAGUCCUUGGCUUGUAUUUUUUAUUUUUUUUAAAUAAAAAAAAAAAAAAAAAAGGUUCUGAGCGUUUUACGGCGGGAAAACGAAUUUUAAUCUCGUUUAAUUUUUACUGACUAUGGCCGAAAGCAGAGCUCCCCAGGUUGUCUUUUGUGACGACUCUCCGAAGAGAGUGCUUGUCUCCGUUAUUAAGACGACGCCGAUAAAACCCAAGAACGGAGAGCACCUGAUGCCGACGAGCCCCGGAUUCAGCGACUUUAUGGUCUACCCGUGGAAGUGGGGGGAGAACGCCCACAACGUGAGCCUGAGCCCCGGGCCGGCGAACGGAGCCGCGUCCCCGACUGGCAGCACGACGGGAGCGGAUGGGGAGGGCUCCCCGUGCCCGGACCAUAUGAAGGAUGGGACCCGGCGAGGCCGCCCUCGAGCCGAAACGGUCCGGGAGCUGAUCAGCGAAGGCGAGAACUCGUCCAGCCGAAUCCGCUGCAACGUCUGCCACCGAGUUUUCCCAAGAGAGAAGUCUCUGCAAGCCCACAAGAGGACCCACACAGGUGAAAGGCCUUACCUUUGUGAUUAUCCCAACUGUGGAAAAGCUUUUGUCCAAAGUGGACAGCUGAAGACCCACCAGCGGUUGCACACAGGGGAAAAGCCUUUUGUCUGCUCGGAAAAGGGUUGUGGGAGUCGGUUCACCCAUGCCAACCGACACUGUUCCAAGCACCCAUACACUCGCCUGAAGAGGGAGGAGCCAGUGGGCGAGCCUGGGAAAUGUCAGCCUGUGGACAACAAGGCAGUGGCAGAGUGGCUGGCCAGGUACUGGCAGAUGAGGGAGCAGCGAAUUCUGCCUCCGAAGGGGACGGGCUUGGAGAAGACUAGGUCAGAGGAUCAAGAGCAACGUGACCCCCUUGAGUUUGAGCCAUCAGAUGAAGAGGACCCAGAAGAGGAGAAGGGCAGCAGUGGGGCAGCAAGACGGAGGCUCCAGGAGCAGAGGGAGCGUCUUCACGGUGCCCUGGCACUCAUCCAGUUGGCUAACAACCUUUCCUCAUAGCUCCACCACAAGACCCUUUGCCUACUGGCAGACACCUACUUGGGUACAAGCUAAAGCACCUUAAUGCGCUUACAUUUUUAGGCUGCUAAAACUGUAGAUUUCAUUAUAUGAAGAAUGUUGUUUCUUGACUUUUAAAGAGAUGUAAGAGCUGGGUUGAGUGGGGGGGGGUUAGUUUUUUGCACUUUUUGGUAGUGUUUGUUUUUCUGUGUGUGUAUGUGAACAUAUGAGGGUUUAGUUCUGCUGGUCUGAAAUAAAAGGUGCAUGCAGGAUACAGGUAAUAACAGGUAAAGAGGCACUGGUUCGUACAGGCUUGAAUUAAGCUAACUUAAAGCUGAAUUAAUGUUGAAUGACAAGCAUUCAUAACACAUUUCCUACUUAGACAGGGGAGUUUGUAUGAGAAUUUAAAAAUGUUAAACCAUUCACUUUAUAUACAUUACUUAUAAAACACUUUGGGUAAUGUCCAAAAUUAAAGUGAUCCAUUUAUGUCCUGUUCAGUCAGCAAUUCACAUAGACAAAGGUAAAAUUGUAGUGAUUCACCUAUCACCUACAUUAUGUACUUUGUGGUCAUCCUUGAUGCCACAAUAAAUUUGUGAUAGACACAUUUAUCUGCAGUGUUGUAUGUCUCCCCUUUCUGUAAAUCAAAUACUGAUAUUUGUUAAUUUAUGACUCAGAGGCCAUGUCUACUUUUUUAUUUCUAAAUUAUAAAUAGGUUUAGUUUGCAUAGGGAUUUAUAAGUGAAAACUGUAAAGCUUUUAUGAGAUCUGAGCGAGCACCUUAAUCAUAUUUGUCUCAUAAGCACUGCAACUCUGCUCUGGUUAAUUUAAGCUCCUCAACUCUAAAUUGGAGGGGAAUCUUGAUUUGGAUUUCAUGUCCCUAUUAGUCAGCAAUUACAAAAUAGGCCAAAUUAGCUCAUCUAUAUAUGACAUGAUGUAGAUAUGUUCUUGCCAUGGCCAACCUUGCAAGAGCAAAUGAAGCUUGAUCCAAAGUUUAACUCUUAUCUGUGCUUGUCUACCUUUUCUGUACUGCCCAAUAUUUUCAUAAUCUCAAAAGUGUUUGAAACUUGGAAGCAGGGCACUGCUGCUGCCCAGAAUUGCUUUCUUUCCUGUUUUGCCUUGAUUAGAUGAUUUGACCACGGCU
Scleropages formosus (Asian bonytongue) is the source of this 2300-nucleotide messenger RNA. RefSeq names its product zinc finger protein 367 (gene znf367). The record is from RefSeq and is a predicted model, not a curated record. The coding region runs from base 240 to 1163 and encodes 307 amino acids. The transcript has 5 exons. Gene Ontology annotation, biological process: regulation of transcription by RNA polymerase II. Gene Ontology annotation, molecular function: DNA-binding transcription factor activity, RNA polymerase II-specific; RNA polymerase II cis-regulatory region sequence-specific DNA binding. Lineage: Eukaryota; Metazoa; Chordata; Actinopteri; Osteoglossiformes; Osteoglossidae.